Molecule: messenger RNA, 861 nt
Organism: Schistocerca gregaria
Lineage: Eukaryota; Metazoa; Arthropoda; Insecta; Orthoptera; Acrididae
Exons: 4
Coding region: 295-729 (144 amino acids)
Source: RefSeq, a predicted model, not a curated record
AUCAGAGUUACUACUCAUAGAAGCUGCAACCCAAACAUUGCUUCGGAAGACUGAGGGCGUAUAUAUUACUUUUUGUAUACGAAUAUUUUAAAGACCACGAAUGUUUCAGAACAAACUAUCGUCUAUGGCUUUUGUUUAACGUGGCAAGUCUCAAGAAACAAAAUGGCUUCCGCUGAAUACUUCCUCACAACCAAAUCUGCCGAAAUAUAAUUCUGGAAAGGGACUCAUACAAACGUCGUACUUGGGUAUCACACAGUUACCAAUCCUGAUAAGGAACUUCGUUUUCCUGCGACUAUGGUUACCGAAGUGCUCGCUGCACGAGCAGACCCAAACUGGUCCUACACGGAGACAUCAGAGAAGGACUGGCUGCUGGGCUUGGCCAAGUCCGAGGAUGGCAAAUCAUUCGUGGCGGAGCUGCGCCGCAAGAAGGGUGCCGUGGCAGAUGUGGCAUCACGACAGCUGCUGGUGGCUGAGGCACGCCUCCAGCGCGUCAAGUCCCCACCUUCUAUAUUGAGCAGAAUCUGGCAGACAUUGUUGGCAUGUAAGAUUUAUGUGGCAGUUGGUUGUGUCACUGCUUUUGUCUUGUGGUUGAUCGCCUUUGCUGGAGCCAUCACUGGGCUAAGAGCCUGCUGCUGUGACGGAAGCACCCAAACAACAGAGUGCUGUUGUAGCAGUCUGUUCAUGUCGUGUAAGCCUACACCAAAUGAACCAUUUCUAGUAUGCUUCUGAAUUUAAAAAAAAUUAUAUACAGUUGGACAAAUAAUGAAAUACUCUACAAUUUACAUUAAAUUAUUAUUUUGCAAUGAAAGAAUAAUACAUUGGGCAAAAAUAAAUUGAACAUAUGAAUGUCUGAAAAUGGCA